Carica papaya (papaya) is the source of this 855-nucleotide messenger RNA. RefSeq names its product NAD(P)-binding Rossmann-fold superfamily protein. The record is from RefSeq and is a predicted model, not a curated record. Lineage: Eukaryota; Viridiplantae; Streptophyta; Magnoliopsida; Brassicales; Caricaceae.
AUGGUUUCUGCAGCAGCUAAAGAACCCAUCGAUUGCGGAUUGACAGAUCAAACAGACCAGUACCAGUACCAGUACACCACCAAUGUUGCUGUCAUCUUUGGCGUUACAGGGCUGGUGGGUCGAGAGCUUGCCAAGCGAUUAAGCUCAAAACCCAGAUGGAAAGUUUAUGGGAUCGCCAGGUUUCCCGCAGAGAUCAUACCAAUCCAAACUCAGAACUACACCUUCAUCUCCUGCGACCUGCUAAACCCUAAUGAAACCAAACAGAAACUAUCCUUUUUAAGAGACGUGACUCACAUGUUUUGGGUCACUUGGGCGAGUCAAUUCCCUCUUGACUCACCAGAAUGCAGUGAGCAGAACAGGGAAAUGCUGUCCAACGCGUUGAAUGUUAUCCUCCCGGUUGCUAAAUCCUUGAAGCAUCUUUCUCUCCAGACAGGACUGAAGCAUUACGCAUCAAUCCAGGCGAAUUCAAAUGAACUCAGCCGAGUUUACGAUGAAGAAUCUCCACGAGUUAGCUCAGGUUACAACUUCUACUACGCGUUAGAAGAUCUGAUCCAGCGGAAACUUGAUAAUAAUAAUAAUGGUAAUAAUAAAUUGGGUUGGUCUGUUCACCGGCCUGGUUUAUUACUGGGGAGUUCAAAGAGAACAAUGUUUAAUUUCAUGGGGAGUCUGUGUGUUUAUGCAGCAAUCUGCAAGCAUCUGUCUUUGCCUUUCGUCUUCGGAGGGAAAAGGGAAUGUUGGGAAGAGUUUUGGAUCGACGGUUCAGAUGCGCGUUUGGUAGCUGAGCAGCACAUCUGGGCGGCCACCAAUGAAGAAAUAUCCGCCAUUGAUGGCCAAGCUUUCAACUCCAUUAAUGGA